UUAUUACCAAAUAUGGUCUUGAAAGACAUUUAAAUGACGAAAACGUUCCCCUAGUCUUUUUAGUUUUUCCUCUUUCUCUAUAGGCGGAUCCUACAUCAAACUGAUUGGAAUCCCAUUCCGUAAGCUGUACGAUGAACAAGAAGCGUUGAAGGAGCUCAAAGCACAACGGCGAUCAGCAGAGCAAUUGGUUGGCUGGAAUGCGCUACUGCGGAUGGUAGAGAAGUUUCUGGCUGAUGAAAUACAGCAUUCGCCAGAUGUGCGGAGACCAUCAGAGUCAACCACUGAUCAGACAUCAUUCAUUACUCAUAAGGGUGGAGCAAUAUUGGUUAAUCGAUCUGGUACUGUUUUCUAUAAGUACGUCGAGGAUGAAGGUACACAAUGGCCGAGCGUAAAAAAGGUUGAAUCUCUCAACACAUCAAAAUCUUCCAUGACUAAUAAAGCAAAAGUGGAUUCUGAAUUAUCAGCAAAUAACACUGAAGAAAAGAAGAAAUCAUGUUGCACAAUAUUAUAG
Molecule: messenger RNA, 511 nt
Organism: Strongylus vulgaris
Lineage: Eukaryota; Metazoa; Nematoda; Chromadorea; Rhabditida; Strongylidae
Source: the annotation of a GenBank genome assembly